AUGGGAUCCGCUGCACCUACUUCUGCUCAUCUUAAACGUCGUCGUGAUAAACCACUUGUUAUCGAGAACAUCAGUGCACGUCAGCCAAACCUAAUGUGCGCCGUGGGUACCGGUGCGGCUAACAACGAAAUCACGAUUCAAAACCAUUUGUUUACGGCAUCUCCCUCAUUCUGGCUCUAUCUUUCUGGUAUUGCUCCAAGUGCGCCUGAAGAAAACAUUCUGCGGUUUGUGCGUUCCCAACUAGCAGCCCCGUUUGGAAUUCAAACCGAAUCAAAUGACACCUUUCGCGACUCCAAUUUGAGCGAGGCGACCAACUUCGAUAAUCAACCGUAUCAAGAAACUCAACCCGCCACUGCUGAUUCUUCUCCGCCAUCACCCGCUCCAUUCAGCACAUCAGUUCUCGCUCAUUCCGCCACAACGAACUCAAACGCCCAGCUAAUGGUGUAUUACCAGAACGCCGGUGGUAUGCGUACCAAAACCAAUGAGUUUUUGUUAGCACUGUCUUCAUGUGACUAUGAUGUCAUCAUGAUAACAGAGACUUGGCUGAAGAACGACAUCGGCAACAGUGAACUAGCCUCUAACUAUAAGAUCUACCGUAAUGAUAGAAAUGCCAACACAAGCCAUCUAAGACGUGGAGGAGGUGUGUUAAUUGCAGUUCGACAUGGUAUAGACGUAGCCUCGGUUGCGAUACCAGGCUGUGACCACCUAGAGCAAGUUGUUGUGCGAAUCAAAGAUCGGUGUCGCAAUGUCUAUUUCUGCUGUGCCUAUUUUAGGCCAAACAGCGAAACUGCCAUGUAUGCAUCUCACAUGUCUGCUCUCGAAUUCUUGACGAAUAUGAUUAGUAGUAAUGAUAUAAUCGUCUUGGCUGGGGAUUACAACCUACCGAAUUUGCUUUGGACCUUCGACGAGGAUGCAGAUGGAUUUUUACCAGUAAACGCCUCCACCGAGCAGGAGCUUGCUGUCAUCGAAUCGACGAUAGCCUGCGGGUUGUCUCAGAUGUGUUCGCUUGCGAACGCCAAUGGUAGAAUUCUAGACCUUCUGUUUGUGAAUAGACCCGAUUUAGCUGAUAUUUUACACCCUCCAAACGCAAUUUUAAACACCGACCGACAUCAUUAUCCAACUGUUUUACUGCUCGACUAUUUUUCUGACGAGCUUGCGGAUCCCGUUAGCUCGCAUAGACUAAAUCUAGAUUUUAUGCACUGUGAUACCGACCGUGUUAUGGAAUUGUUACUGAACACAAACUGGCAAAUACUUUUCGAAGGUCUGAACAUCGAUGUUGCUGUAUCAACCUUCUAUGAUCAUCUCUGGGACGUCUUACACAUUCACACGCCGCCUAAACGACUACCCCGACAUCAGCCUUACAAGCUCCCUUGGUGGAAUUCUGAGUUACGGAGGAGCCGCAACUUAGUUCGCAAAGCCCGUAAACGCUACCUUCGAGACCGAACGGACCAAAACAAGUCAAUGCUCUCAAGGCUAGAGAUUGCAUAUUCGACUCUUCGCAACGCUGUUUUCAACCAAUAUAUUUCUAACAUCGAACGCAACGUGAAGCAAGAUCCUUCGACAUUCUGGAAAUACAUCAAUAGCCGCCGCCUUACUAAUUGUAUCCCAUCGUCUAUGACGCUUCAAGGACGCACAUCGGAAAACAUCAAAGAGUCAGCUGACUUGUUUGCAGAUUUUUUUAGCAGCGUGUAUAGCCCAGUCACUCCUGAUUGUAAUAAUGUGUACUUUGAUACACUUCCUAGCUAUGACAUCAUUCUACCGCAACCCGUUUUCAGUGAACAAGAAGUUCUUAAAGUACUAAAUUCUCUUGAUCCCUCGAAAGGAUCUGGGCCUGAUGGGAUUCCAACAUCGCUUGUUGUAAAGAUAGCUGCUUCGCUUGUCACACCGCUGUGCAUGAUUUUCAAUCGAUCGAUCUCGGAAGGUGGUUAA
Molecule: messenger RNA, 1929 nt
Organism: Uranotaenia lowii
Lineage: Eukaryota; Metazoa; Arthropoda; Insecta; Diptera; Culicidae
Exons: 3
Coding region: 1-1929 (642 amino acids)
Molecular function (GO): catalytic activity
Source: RefSeq, a predicted model, not a curated record